This is a messenger RNA of Acanthaster planci (crown-of-thorns starfish), 3441 nucleotides long. RefSeq names its product aldehyde dehydrogenase 1A1-like. Lineage: Eukaryota; Metazoa; Echinodermata; Asteroidea; Valvatida; Acanthasteridae. The record is from RefSeq and is a predicted model, not a curated record. Gene Ontology annotation, molecular function: oxidoreductase activity, acting on the aldehyde or oxo group of donors, NAD or NADP as acceptor.
UUGGGACUGAUGCUAUAGUUGGGGCGUAACAUGCUCACUGCAUUGCCGACCCUGGUAGCACGUAUGCAGCUAGCAAGCCUAGUCUCAUACAUAGAACUCAGGUUUGUCUACUCCACACGUAUCAACGAGGUCUCCAGAUACAUGUGUUGCUGAUCGUCUGGGCUGGUCAGGUUUUAUAAGAGCGUGUACGUUUCCUUAGAAAUGGAUCCACCACAAGUCAGGUACACACAGUUGUUCAUCAACAAUGAGUUUGUGAACUCAGUCAGUGGAAAAACCUUCCCAACCAUCAACCCCCAGACAGGAGAAAAGAUAUGUGACAUUCAAGAAGGGGGCAAGGCUGAUGUUGAUUUGGCAGUGAAGGCAGCUCGGGAGGCCGUCAAACUUGGAACGCCAUGGCGCACAAUGGAUGCUCAUGAACGUGGGAAGCUUAUGCAUAAACUGGCUGACUUGUACGAGAGAGAUGCAGAGUACAUUGCUAGUUUGGACACUCUGGACAAUGGUACAUUGUAUAAGACUAUGUUGAGCUGUGUGUAUUCAUCAGUUGAGGUUCUGCGUUACUUUGGUGGCUGGGCAGAUAAGAUCCAUGGAAAAACCAUACCAAUCAAGGGUGACUAUUUCUGUUACACACGUCAUGAGCCAGUUGGGGUGUGUGGAGCCAUCAUUCCAUGGAACUUUCCCAAUGAGAUGUUCACUUGGAAGCUUGGUCCUGCCCUCUGUUGUGGGAACAGCAUGGUUAUCAAGCCAGCUGAGCAGACUCCCCUCAGUGCAUUGUAUCUGGGUUCACUGAUAAAAGAGGCUGGCUUUCCUCCUGGAGUUGUCAACAUUGUUUCAGGCUAUGGCCCAACAGCAGGAGCUGCAAUCUCAGAACACAUGGACAUUGAUAAAGUUGCCUUCACUGGCUCUACUGAGAUUGGAAGGCUGAUCCAACAAGCAUCUGGAAAGAGCAAUCUCAAACGUGUUUCCUUGGAGAUGGGUGGCAAGAGUCCCAACAUCAUCUUUGCAGAUGCAGAUUUGGAUUAUGCUGUUGAGGAAAGCCAUGAGGCCAUCUUCUUCAAUAUGGGGGAAUGCUGCUCGGCUGGAUCACGUACAUUUGUGCAGGAAGACAUUUAUGAUGAGUUUGUGAAGAAGAGUGUUGAGCGAGCUAAACGCCGUGUCAUCGGUAAUCCGUUUGAGGAGAAUACUGAGUCAGGACCACAGAUUGAUCAAGAUCAGUUUGACAAGAUUAUGAGCUACAUUGAGAUUGGUAAAAAAGAGGGAGCUAAAUUGGAGUGUGGGGGCCAACGCCAAGGCGACAAGGGAUAUUUCAUCCAAUCAACUGUCUUCUCUAAUGUGACUAAUGACAUGAGAGUGGCUCAGGAAGAGAUCUUUGGACCAGUUCAGCUACUCAUCAAGUUCAAGACAUUGGAUGAAGUUCUUCAGCAGGCCAAUAAUACUCAGUAUGGUUUGGCUGGAGGGGUCUUCACCAAGGAUAUUGAGAAGGCUCUUACAAUUGCCAACAGUCUUCAAACAGGAUUUGUCACGGUCAAUAACUACUCUGGAGGUGGAGCUAAUGCUCCCUUUGGUGGCUACAAGUCAUCUGGCAUAGGUCGUGAUCUUGGCGAGGAUGCACUGCAAGAAUACUAUCAAGUCAAAACUGUUGUUGUGAAGGUCCCACAAAAGAAUUCUUAGAUCAUCACAUCUUCAACUCCAGUGGUUCAAUGAUGUGCAUGAGAUAUCAGUCCAACUAUUCAUACAUGUACAUGUAUUUGCCGGGCGGGCUGGCUGGCUUUGCCAGCUUAUAUCAGCUGUUGUGUGAAGGCCAUUCAUAUUUCGUGGAUGCUUAGCUAAUAACUGUUUUGGCUUCCAAAAUGUUUGGUUGUAAUAGAUUUUACUAAUUUAUCAACUCUUCUUGAAAAAUCUGGUAUAAAAACAAAUAGAUUCUUAAAAAGUAGCAAAGUUUGUACUCCUGUGUGGGACAUCAACUCAGCAUUGUUAUGACAAAUAUAGGAAUGAGUUGUCUUCAUUCAGUGUCAAAAAACUGAAACAAUUAUCAACUACUUAUGGCUCUAUGUAGAGACUGAUUUUCUUUAGAGGCAAUAAAAUUUGAUGUUUCUACUUUUUAUAAUUUCUUGAAUAAUUUGUGUCAGGGACUUUGUAUGCACAUGCCUUAAUUCACCUGUGCGGUUCAGUGCAGGUCAAACCUUUUACACUUUACUCAUGAAUGAGAACAUAAAGCUGUAAAAGACUAACAUUUCAAAUUGCAGAAGAAGGGAUUUUUUAACAAUGAAAAUAAUUUAUUUUUGUAAAUUUUGCUACAAAUUUCUAUAAAAUUUCUGUUUAUUGAUACUGAGUAUUAAACAUGAAUAAUGUUCUGCUCUUCAAUAUUUUCCUAUAUUGUUGAUGAUAUUCCCACAAGUUUUAUGUGCCACACAUUUGUGUGUUAGGUUAAUAGAGAACUCAUUUGUGUACUUUCUUUCCUCCAACUUUGAUUUUUACCUCAAGGCCUGAAUUAUAUGGGAGCAGGUGAUGGAUCUCUGUCAGUUGAUUUAGUAUGAUUCAAAAUUACUAACUCUUUAUGAGUGAAGGAAAGUGUUUUCCAAACUUACUGUAACCACAUAAAAAUAAUGGCAUCUGAAGUUUUAUUGGUACAAUUUUGCUUCAAAUCUGUACGUGUACAAUAAUUUUCUGGUUUUUCAUUAGCUAGGUAAUAAUGUUCAAGCCGAACAAGCAAAUUUCAUUUUAUUUCAAUGUCGCAAAAUUUCCCUUUGAUUUUAGGUUUUUAACUCAUGAUUUCAACCUUUAUACAUUCGUGUUUGCACGACCUGUGUUUUCUCUUACAUGUGUUAUUGAUGUAUCUGUUAUUUGUCACAUGGGACUCUGAGCAAAUUAUUUUUUGAGAAUUGUUUUGGAGGAAAAUUUGAGCCAUUGAAUAGUUUUAGAUCACUGGCAUUGUGAUUAACUUAUAAAAUGAAAGUUUUUAUUUUGAAUAAGUUUUAAAAUGAUGUAUCAUCGGAAGCUCUUAAUCUGCCAUAAUGACAGCAUUGUAUUGGUCAAAUGAAAACUGUCCACUUAGUGACAGUAUUUAAUAUUAGUAAUUUUCUCUUGACAGUAGUUCGGAUUAAAGUUUUCCCAAUAUUUUGAUGGAGGUUAUUGCCAGCUCUGGUUGGACCAGAUCAUGAAAAAGACCUCUGAUCAGCAACAAUAUGCAAAACUAGUGCAUACUGCAAGUCACGAUCGUUGUCGGAAGUGUUUAAACUCAUUCGGGUAAACGUACAUAGGCAAAUCCUAUCGGCAGUAUGUACAUAUGAUUUGUAUGGUAUCUGUGCCCAACAAGAUGGCGAUAAGUCGUUGAUCCAAAGUCCUUGUGAUUCUUUCGACCUUUAACCAGCAGUAUUAGGCUAAUAAUCUGCUUUUGUGAAAUAUUAUGCAUGUGAUAAAUAAAUAUUGCUUUUAUAAUGGAAA